Molecule: messenger RNA, 1759 nt
Organism: Solea solea (common sole)
Lineage: Eukaryota; Metazoa; Chordata; Actinopteri; Pleuronectiformes; Soleidae
Product: E3 ubiquitin-protein ligase RBBP6-like
Exons: 1
Coding region: 403-1707 (434 amino acids)
Biological process (GO): protein ubiquitination; mRNA processing; ubiquitin-dependent protein catabolic process
Cellular component (GO): nucleus
Molecular function (GO): nucleic acid binding; zinc ion binding; ubiquitin protein ligase activity
Source: RefSeq, a predicted model, not a curated record
CUCAUUUGUGUGUGAACUUAAAAAUGAUGAUACGUCACACGUUUAUUUUCAAGCGCGUGUCAUCAAAUUCAUAUUAGGCACGAGUUUCCUUUGAUACGUCAUCAAAUUCAAUGACACGAAUGUCCUUUGAUACGUCAUCAAAUUCAUAACAGGCACGAGUAUCCUUUGAUACGUCAUCAAAUUAGUGUCCUUUGAUACAUCAUCAUUUAUAUUCUAAGUGCUAGUCUAUCUGCCAGCUGCCUACUGCUACAGGUAACUUCCACGAGAAGCACAACUCAGCACGAAUUGAGAAGAGAGAGAGGCUAGUUUUAUUGCUCCUACUGUAUUUUAUUUGUAUAUUUUAUUUUCAUGCCAAGUGUGUUUUAGUUUUUUUCUCUGCACUUGAUUGACUCACCUGCAAAGAUGCUGUGUGUUCAUUACAAGUUUUUUUCCAAACUGAGCUACGACACAGUCAAGUUCGAGGGGCUGCACAUCACCCUCAACCAGCUCAAAAGGCAGAUUAUGGUGCAGGAGCGGCUCAGCCCAACACACUGUGACCUGCAGAUCACAGAUGCACAGUCUCGAGAGGAAUAUACAGAUGGUGACGCUCACAUCCCGAUAUACUCGUCUGUGAUAGUACGACGCGUUCCAGUUGUUGGCGGGAAAUCAGCUGGCAGGGUGCCUAAGAUUGUUGUUUCACGCAGAGAGCGUUGUUACACACCGUCUUCUACACCUGCUGUAUCUUCUCGUGCGUUGCCACUCGCUAAACUUCUCAAGACUGCCGACAUUUGUGAUACAAAUGCAUCAGAGGAAGACAAGAUUACAGCCAUGAUGCAUCAGUCCAGCUCACUAUAUGGCUCUAUGUAUUACUCCAAGGGGACAGUUCGACCUCCACCUGCCAACUACACCUGCUUUCGCUGUCUAAAGCCGGGUCACUACAUUAAGCAUUGCCCCAUGCUGAUGGUCCAGGUUCAGAAUGGAGAGGUUCCUAAGCCUGUGAAGACCAGUAAGGGUAUUCCUCGCAGCUUCAUGGUGAAAGUGGAAUCAGGAACCAAAGGGGCCAUGUUAACCAGCACUGGAGAAUAUAUGAUACCUGCCAUACAUGCAGAAGUGUACGCACGAGAGAAGAAGACGCAUACUCCCUGUGCUCCACCCAGUGCUCCACCCAGUGCUCCACCCAAACCGCCAUCACUGAAGGUCAGUUCACAUCCAGCUCCUGAAGAACUUCUCUGUCCAAUCUGCAACGAUUUAAUAAGAGACGCCGUCACCACGCCCUGCUGCGGAUACAGUUACUGCGAUGAAUGUAUCCGAAGUGCACUGUUAGACUCACAGAAGCGCUCCUGCUUCACCUGCACAAAGUCACAUGUCUCCCCCGAUCACCUCAUCCCCAACAGGUUUCUUCGACUGGCUGUGAAUGACUUCAAGAGCAUCGUGGGGUAUAACACCACCACGACACUCGCACACAAGCAGGUGCAACAUGCACGUCCGGCGCCUCAGAGCUCUCAGUCCAUCAGUCGACCAGACAACGUCAACAUGCUGAGCCAUCGGCAUGGAAGUCGCUCCUCUGUGGACAGUAGGAAGAGGAGGAGAGAGGAGGACCGCUCUGUACCACAAGCUCCUUCUGGAAAGCUGAGGAGAAUUCCUGUGCUUGGUGGUGAUGUCCGCCCACAUCCACACCUUUCGGACCGGCAUCCGUGCUACAGACUCCUACUCACAAGAAUGAUAUAACUCUCCACCCCUUGUCCUUCCCUUACACCUUUUCUCCCCAUCCUUGCAUGAA